AUGACGGCACACGAGCUGCACAUGGUGGGCAGCACGCCAACUCUCCCGUUGGACGAUGGUCAUUCCCCAUUCGCUACUCCGUCCUACACCCCUUUAUCGAUGCCUGAAAGAGGUGAACCUUCUCGGAAUCUAAGACGACGUGGUUCGCGGAUUUUGUCCGUACUACGCUCGUUGACGAAUGGCAACUCAAAUAACUCCGUUAAGGAACCAGCAACAUGGCCGUCACCCUCUCCCACCUUUAACGGAGAACCAUCUCAAACACGCCGACGGUUCAGGAAGAAGAUGUCUAUGCCGUUCCUUCGAAGUCCUUUUGGCGCCUCUGUUACCGUCAUUCAUCGAAUUCGAUCUAAAUCUAGACCGUCCUUCGAGUCCGGGGAGAGAACUGCUAAUGAUUCCCUCCACCCCCCUGAGACUAUUAUCUCUUCAAAUUCUGGCGGCAACUCGUAUAGCAAUAGCAAUACAACUUCGAGCGGGAAAUCGUCUGGUCAAACUACCGGGGGAACUGUAACUACCGGCAAGACUUCGUUUGAGUCUAAGCGAGAGAAUAACUCGGGAGACAAGAAAACUUUUUUGGUGAUUCGUGAUAAAGAACCAGAAACUAGCACCUCAAUCCCCGAGUCGAACCUGACAACAAUUCAAGAGACAGCUCUCGAUAUAACAUCGCCUACUAUUCUGACUGUCGAGAGAGCUGCGGCCGCAAAGAUCUUUCUUGAGACUUACUAUGACGAACAACUCUCCAAGCCUAGUCCACGCUCUCUUCGCCGACGUUACCUAGAAGGGGAAUUGUAUCAUGGCAAUGGGCUGACUGAAGCAGAGAAGGACGCUAGACGUCGGAAGUUUUACAAGCAAGAGACUGAUUACCUCCGUGAAAGUCGCGUUUUGAAGGCGAAAAGUAUUGGUGCAGUACAAGGGAAACACAACCAACUUGCCGGCGGUUAUGAAGUCUUGAAGAUUCUCGGCAAGGGGAGCUUCGGCGUUGUGAGGCUUGUACGCGAGAAGCCAAAAGCAGCUGAUUUCGGGCGCGAUGUGUCCCGAGAUAAGCGGGUGUAUGCUAUGAAAGUGAUACGCAAGUCGGCAAUGUUACGGACAAGUCAAGAAGCUCAUUUACGUGCCGAACGAGACUUCUUAGUUGCUUCAGAAGGCUCAAAAUGGAUCGUGUCCUUGGUCACUAGUUUUCAGGACUGUGCGAACUUAUACCUUAUGAUGGACUAUAUGCCCGGAGGAGACUUCCUCGGCCUCUUGAUCCGAGAAAACAUUCUCAACGAACCAGUCGCCAAAUUUUAUAUCGCUGAAAUGAUUCUGUGUAUCGAGGAAGCACACUCGUUGCGAUGUAUACACCGGGAUGUCAAACCGGACAAUUUUCUUAUUUCCGCGUCUGGCCAUUUGAAAAUCUCGGACUUUGGUCUAGCUUUUGAUGGCCAUUGGUCGCACGAUACCAGUUACUACCAUACCCAACGGUAUAGCCUACUACAGAGAUUCGGUAUACCAGUAGAUGGAGAUGCCAUUGAUCGAGCCGAUGGCCUACAAGGCUCUAUCAAGUGGGCUCAAGGCGUAGCUCAGGCGAUGCAGAAGCAUGAGCGCCACCCACCACACUUGGCCUCAUCUCCAGCAACGCCGGAUGAGCCACUCUUGAAUUAG
Molecule: messenger RNA, 1638 nt
Organism: Annulohypoxylon maeteangense
Lineage: Eukaryota; Fungi; Ascomycota; Sordariomycetes; Xylariales; Hypoxylaceae
Product: kinase-like domain-containing protein
Exons: 3
Coding region: 1-1638 (545 amino acids)
Biological process (GO): peptidyl-serine phosphorylation; intracellular signal transduction
Molecular function (GO): protein serine/threonine kinase activity; ATP binding
Source: RefSeq, a predicted model, not a curated record